AUCUGACCCUUUUUCUUCCUCUUCUCUUUUUACUGGUUUCAACACAGCAGCACAAAAACAGUACUCCAUUUUCAUCUAAACAGAAGAGAAUUAGAAACUACAAAAAAAAAAAAAUCAAUCAAAUUAAAUUAGGGAUCGAUGUAAGUAGAAAUAUGGCAUGGUGCAGUCAAUCAACAGCUCUCCCAAUAAUAUCAUCAUCAGAUCAGGAAAAUAAUGUUAUUAUGAUCACUUCAAAAACUAGAUUCAUAACUUGUCCUUCAUGUGGACACAACAUACAGCUUCAACAUCAGAGGGGAAUACGACAUGAUUUGCCUGGUCUACCAGCUGGAGUGAAGUUUGAUCCAUCAGAUGGAGAGAUACUUGAACAUUUAGAAGCAAAAGUCCUUUCAGAUACCCAUAAAAUUCAUCCCCUUAUUGAUGAUUUCAUUUUGACCAUUGAUGGACAAAAUGGUAUUUGCUACACUCAUCCACAGAAAUUACCAGGAGUGAGCAAGGAUGGUCAAGUGCGUCAUUUCUUUCAUCGUCCAUCAAAAGCAUACACGACGGGGACUAGAAAACGUCGAAAGGUACACACUGAAAUUGAUGGUGGUGAAACAAGAUGGCACAAGACAGGUAAAACAAGGCCAGUUUAUAUAAGUGGAGUUCUCAAAGGUUACAAGAAAAUUUUGGUACUUUAUACAAAUUAUGGUAGGCAAAGAAAGCCUGAGAAAACAAAUUGGGUAAUGCACCAAUAUCACUUAGGUGAAAAUGAAGAAGAAAAAGAUGGAGAAUUAGUUGUUUCAAAAGUUUUCUACCAAACACAACCUAGACAAUGUGGAUCAUUUGCCAUAAAAAAACCACUUGAUCAUCACAGCAACAAUAUUAUUAUUAACCCUGUCCUUAAAACAACGAAUUUCGUCGAUUAUUAUAAUCCUAAUCCUUUCAUUUCAUAUAAUGUUGAGAGCCAAAGCUCACCUCAUGAUGAGUUAAUUCAGAAUUUGGUUGUUCAUGGUGAUGGCUCAUCUUUUGUUAUACCUUCAGAAGCAAGCAAAGAGAAAUGAGAAAGUAGGAAGAAAAUAAUUACUAUUAAGAAUAUUAAAAAAAAAAUGUUGGGGUUGUUGUUGUAGUGUGUAAUAGUCAAGUAAGUUAAAAGAUUUGAGGUACUAAUGAGGAUGGAGGAAUAAAAUAAAUGUUUAUUUUAAACAGAUUAAAGAUUAAUAAUCUACUUUCUUAGUAAUGCAUAGUCAUCAGUUCUUUGUUUAAUUAGGUUUUUUUUUUUGUUUUUGUUUUAAAGGUAGACAAUAUACAGUGUUCAUUAUUUACUUGUUUUUUAUUUUUAUUAAGAGUUAUGUAUGUAUGUAAGAUGUAAAUGAUGAACGAUUACGUCUUCAUAAGCUUAAUUUAAAUUUUCUUUGUAUUCAUAUA
Molecule: messenger RNA, 1404 nt
Organism: Solanum stenotomum
Lineage: Eukaryota; Viridiplantae; Streptophyta; Magnoliopsida; Solanales; Solanaceae
Product: NAC domain-containing protein 73-like
Exons: 4
Coding region: 153-1040 (295 amino acids)
Biological process (GO): regulation of DNA-templated transcription
Cellular component (GO): nucleus
Molecular function (GO): transcription cis-regulatory region binding; DNA-binding transcription factor activity
Source: RefSeq, a predicted model, not a curated record